AUGGAUACUGAACCUUUUGAAGAACAGUCCGACUGUCAGAACACGUCCGAACCUUCUCCUCCUACGAACAAUUCAAAGCUUCUCAAGCGUGGUCGACCUAGGAUAGAACGUGUUGGCGAAACAGCGGGCGAGAGACGAAAAGAGCAGAUCCGGCUCGCACAGCGAGCCUACCGGUUUCGCAAGGAUCUCAGAAUUGCAGUCCUAGAUCAGAAAGUUGCCGAGCUUGAACAAACUAUUCUCGCAAUCCGUGACCUCUAUCUCGGCAUGUACACUUCUGUCGUCGACUCGGGAAUUGCCAUGUCUCAUCCCUUCCUCGUGCAGUCGAUGCAAACAAAUCUUCAACUCUUGCUCUCUCUCACACAGUCAGCGUCGAGAGGUGCUGAAGAUCAGCUUUUGUCCACACAUCAAAGUACAGACGGUUCAUGGGACGAGAGCUUUCUCGGGCACAAACCACCGCUACCGUCCCCUGCCCUGUCGAGCCAGCAUCCAACGUCUGGGUCUGAACCGUUGAGGCUUCCCUUUGACAGUCCAUUCGACAGCACCUCCACAAGUCCUGGAGAGGCUCCGGGGCCUUCGCCGGACCCAUUCAUCCUAGACCCGCUUCUGCUCUGUGAUGAAUACUUCUGGGAGCAACCCAGCAUGGACACGAAUAAUGAUGGGAUAUCCAUUGGUCACUUAAGUUGA
Messenger RNA from Aspergillus thermomutatus, 684 nucleotides. Its product is annotated as bZIP transcription factor. Lineage: Eukaryota; Fungi; Ascomycota; Eurotiomycetes; Eurotiales; Aspergillaceae. Gene Ontology annotation, molecular function: DNA-binding transcription factor activity. The record is from RefSeq and is a predicted model, not a curated record. The transcript is spliced from 2 exons. The coding region runs from base 1 to 684 and encodes 227 amino acids. Gene Ontology annotation, biological process: regulation of DNA-templated transcription.